Molecule: messenger RNA, 2010 nt
Organism: Perkinsus marinus ATCC 50983
Lineage: Eukaryota; Perkinsozoa; Perkinsida; Perkinsidae
Exons: 14
Coding region: 1-2010 (669 amino acids)
Source: RefSeq, a predicted model, not a curated record
AUGUCGAGGAUCUACAACAUCGAUUUCGACCUGCCAGAGGCCCAUGAGAGCAUUCCUCUUGAUGAUACUAAAGAUGCUACUGAGUCGUUCCACACUAGCAAGGUCCUGGACCGAUCCCUGAGCCUACUCCUUGACAUGGAGGACUUCUGGACACCUCUAAGGUGGCAGUCUGCUGCUGACCCUCCAGUGAAGAUGCUCAAGGCGGUCGGCAAGAAACCAUCAAGCUCCACAAGUGUUGACCUCAUCGGCCUCUUUGACUCGCCGCCCUCCACACGCCAGGAAGAGGACAUUGACGAUGGGUUCGAACUACCAAACAAUAGCCUCCUUGCACGCAUGCUCAUCAGGACUGACCUAUCUAUCAAAGAGACUGUCGAGAUGUGGUUCCCCAGACAUCCCCAUAUGCAUCAAAUGCCCCUGCCUGUCGUCGAGCCCCCAUUGAGUCUGCUGAUGUCCAUAUCAUCAUCCCAUCGAAGGACCCCUCUCCCCCGCCUCGACGAGCCCCUCAUCCCCGUACUCUCUUCGGCUCCCACUACUCCUGCCAGCCAAUCUAACCCUCAGGUUGUGUACCCAUACGACCCUCAGAGAUUCCCAGUACGUUACAGUGAUGAUCUUCGUUUGGAGCUGGAUAUUCUGGAGCCACUCCGCCCUGUUAAGGGUCUCGACUUGAAUGAUUUUUAUAGGCUUAUAGAGGAUACAUCCGUAACGCCCUCGCUGGGGAUCGAACCCGCGCCCCUUGAUUACGCAGGAUUGUCGACUCAGACUCCCUCCGCAUCGUCAAUGUGGCACACAGUGAAUCCUGUCUAUAAGAUGAUGACUACUCUGAAGCUGCUCAUCGAAGGUCUCGAUGACCCUUGCCUCAGAAGCAGCAGCACUACUAAAAAACGACGAAUUGAUGAAGACUUCUCGCCCUCACCGAUUGCAGCAUCAGGUAGCAGUAAUCACCUUGUGUGCACUCGUAUGGAUGAUGAUUUGGAGGACUUGAAGAUUCGUGAGGACGAACGCUAUCAAGAUAUUCCCUUGGAGAUGAAUAGUCAGCAGCCCCACUACUUCGAUUAUGACGAUCCCAUGACGGGUAUUUCUUACAUCUCACUGGCUGAUGAAAUCGAGGAGAUGCAUCCCUUGAUUUCCGAGCUUUCAUCCCAUUCCCCAUCCGAGGGUGGUUGGGACGUCGACGAUGUCCUCGAGGACCCUCCCUGCACUGCAAUCGUCCCUUAUCGAGGACCACCAGUCCCCAUUGGCGACUGGGCUAUCGACUACCUCGCCGCUGAGGACUACCUCCCACACAUGAUGAUCAGCGGCACCAGUGAGAGCUACAUGUCAACCUCGGGAUCCUCUGAUGAGUCUUCGACCAUCACUACACCGUCACAAGAUGAACACUCUACCAGUUCGGACGACGACGACGAGGACGAGCAUGAGAGCAUCUCGGACCUCUCCCUUGAAUCAGAGGAGUCUAUCUACAUCGCUGAGUCGACUGAUACGGACGAUCCGGACGCAAGCCUGGAGUGCAUGACGGAGGUCUCUGAGUGUGUCUCGUCCUUCACUGAGGACCCCAGGACGGCGUGGCUAUCAGAGAUCGCCUUGGAAAGGGAGCGGCAAGCCAUGGCUGUUUGUGAUGAUCGUCGUCAUGAUGAGCCAGCACCUGCCGAGUCAUGCACCCAAAUACAGGUCUAUAGGGGUGGCGGCCAAGUGGAGACCCCUGUGCUGCGGUAUCGGGAGGAACUUGGUGAUGCUCCAGGCUACUUCGGAUGCGCUGACUACAGCAAGGUGAUGUCCGCCUUGUGCCGCAAGGAGCAUGUCAUCGCCUUACCCAAUGUCGACUCUACCACUACCACCAACACUACUUUGGCACUGCUCGACUAUACGGAUCUCGACGUAUACGAGCCUGGGAGGCUGGCCAUCCCGGCUCCCCUUGGGUACGGAUAUGAUGAACUGGAUAUUGAGGAUUUGGAUUGCGACACUGAGCAGUCAGAUUUUGAUGAUGGUACGUCUCCCUCCGUGGUGCGUACUUAA